Molecule: messenger RNA, 2466 nt
Organism: Lytechinus variegatus (green sea urchin)
Lineage: Eukaryota; Metazoa; Echinodermata; Echinoidea; Temnopleuroida; Toxopneustidae
Gene: wnt4
Product: protein Wnt-4-like
Exons: 6
Coding region: 809-1876 (355 amino acids)
Biological process (GO): canonical Wnt signaling pathway; neuron differentiation; multicellular organism development
Cellular component (GO): extracellular region
Molecular function (GO): frizzled binding; cytokine activity
Source: RefSeq, a predicted model, not a curated record
CAUCAUCAAACUUGACGUGAUGUUGACAAUUAACGCAAGAGCAGGGUUAUUAUAAAAUUACGCAAAUCGACACAGACCUGGGACAAACUACAUUCUUCGGAGCGCAUCUUCAUUGGUUGGUGUCUAAAGAGAAUGGUCUUCCUCAGUCUUCACUGGUAAGGGCUGGAGCAAGUCCUGCAAUACCGAUGAUAGACGUCUCUGUGAAUCGGUUGGUUCUGCGAGCCCUUUCAUUCUCUUCGCGUCCGCCGCUCCAGCAACAUCGCUCAAUAGAAGAUCUCACUCAUUUCUUUCUACUGGACAACACUCGACUAAAAAAACCUGACAACAAAGUCUUCAAUUCUUUGGUCGAGCACUCAACUCUCUUCAUCAUCUCAUUCGGAGAAUAUUUCAGAAUAUCAAAGUCGGAAAACAAUUUCCAUCGCUUCCCGUAAUAAUUUGUCACAUUGUGAUACAACAAAAUUGUGUGAAUUUUGUCAACUGGAAACUUGGAAGCGUUCGAGGACUUACUUUUCAAUCGGAAUACAUUUGGAUCAAGCUUUCAGAAUCUGUGGGCAUCUCAACUAUCUUUCCGAAUUUCUGGAUCUUCGAAAUAUUGUGCAACUGAUUCACCAGAAUUGCGUUUGGGCUUUAAAUUGGAUAUUUUAAUUGGAAUUUAACAACAUCUUCGAUUUAAUCAAGUGCUUAAACUCAAGUCGUCUCUGAGAGAGUUGAAAUUUGACCAUCUGGAUGUUUGCGAAUUAGUAAUUUUUUGGUUGUUGCUUUUUAAAACUAAUUUUGUUGACUUCGAGGACAAGAGUGAGACAGCAAAAUGCAGACGACUUUGUUGCAUAUUAUUCUGACGUCAUUAUUUUUCCUCCACACGUGUGUCAUCUGUGGCCACGCUAGCAAAUGGUUAGCGAUCUUCAACAUGCAAGCACUUGGUAUCAGUACCAUCAAAUCACCGGACAACUGCGAAGAGUUACCAGGACUAGUUAACAAACAAAUACAGAUCUGCAAACGAAACCUUGAAGUGAUGGACAGUGUUAGUCUUGGCGCUAACCUUGCUAUUCAAGAAUGCCAGACUCAGUUUGCCAACAGGAGGUGGAACUGCUCGACAGUCGAUGGGUCGGUGUUCGGGCACGUGCUCGAUAACGGCACACGGGAAGCAGCCUUCGUGAAUGCCAUCUCGGCCGCCGGCGUGGCCCAUGCGGUGACGAGGGGCUGCAGUAGUGGAGAACUGGAGAAAUGUGGCUGUGAUCGGACGGUAGGAGGCAACAGCGCAGACGGGUUUGUCUGGGCAGGCUGUUCAGACAAUGUCGCUUACGGCGUCCAAUUCUCACAAACUUUCGUGGAUGCCAUGGAAAGAAAAACCCGUGCUACCCUUGAACGAAGACUGAUGAACUUGCACAAUAACGAAGCUGGAAGAAGAACAAUCGAAGACAACAUGCGGAUGGAGUGCAAGUGUCACGGCGUGUCCGGUUCUUGUGAGAUGAAAACGUGCUGGAAAUCGAUGCCGACCUUCGGCGACAUCGGCUACGUCCUCAAAGAGAAGUUCGACGGUGCCACAGAAGUCCAGUCCCUGAAGAUCGGAUCCAGACAGCAGUUGGUCCCUCGCAACGCGGAUUUCAAGCCUCAUACCAGCUCGGACCUGGUCUAUCUUGUGCCAUCCCCUGAUUUUUGCGAAGAGGACUUGAAGCUGGGAUCACUGGGUACCCACGGACGGCGCUGUAACAAGACGUCAAAAGCCAUCGAUGGCUGCGAGCUCAUGUGCUGUGGUCGAGGUUUCAACACUCAUAUCGAAGAGGUGGUCGAACGAUGUAGCUGCAAGUUCCAUUGGUGUUGCUACGUCAAGUGUCGGAAUUGCCACCGGACUGUCGAAGUGCAUACGUGUAAAUGAGCGUGUGGGACCGAACUCGAGCACGGCGCCGCGUACUGCAUCUUAUCGUGCGUGCGCGUGUGCACGUACGUCAACUCUCGACGAAACACGGUGAUUGUGAUUGGACAAUAUUGAUCAUCACGUGACGAACUCUCGUAACAGAUUUUUUUCAAAACAGUAUUCCAUUUCAAGCAAGCGAGUUUUCCUGGCACAAAAUGGUAGACAGCAUGGCCCUGAGUAGCUGGGGUGCUUCACCCCCUAGAUCUUCCUUGGGGGUGCUGCGUGUAUUAUUUCCCAUAUGCAGCACCCCUGGAAUUCUGGUUGGUGUUAAAACAAAAAGAGAAAUGUUAGCAAAACGAAAACCUUUUGUUUGUUUUGUUUGCUUGUCAAAUUUACAUCAGCAACCUCAGUCAAGAAUUCGUUCCCAGGGCCCUGACGGUAAAACGUUUUGGCUGGACACUUCAGGAUUAUUAUUUUUUUUUUACCAAUGUCAUUGCUUCGAAAAUAAUUUAUUGAAAAGAACUUUAUUGUUCCAUUGCUCCUAAGUUGUGUUAAGCAUUCAAACAAGAAGAAAUUUAGGCCUUAAGACAUCUCUGAAUGCACAAGUAAAA